UCUGAACAUCUCUGCAACAGAGUUCUCCCUUCUGGCCUCCACCUUCAUACUUACCUCCCCUCCUCCUCCACAUUCCAUACCUUGAAAGCUCCAUCCAUGUACCCCCAUGAGGUUGCUGGCUUACAAUAUGGAGGCCAGCUAGACUUGCUAAGGUUCUUUGGAGUUUAUGCAAGCCAGGUCCAAGCCAUGUGUUCAGUAGAUGGAGUUUGUUUGCCUAGUUCUGGCCCUGGUAACAACUCAACAUCAGAUGAGGCUGAUAAGCACCAAGCAAGCCUUGUGCAUGAGAGGAGGAAGAGAAGGAUGAUAUCAAAUAGAGAGUCGGCUCGGCGGUCGCGCAUGAGGAAGCAGAGGCACCUGGAUGAGCUGCGGUCACAGGUGGUGUACCUCCGCGCCACCAACCGAAGGCUCAUCGACGAGAUCAACCAAGUGAUGGAGGAGCGAGAUCGGAUCCUCCAAGAGAACUCCUGGCUCAGGGAGGAAGCAUCUGAUCUACAAAAAAAGCUCGAUGACAUGCAGGUGAAGAGCACAACUAGUGCUGCUCCAAGAGCUCCAGAUGAAGCAUGAAAAGUUUCUGGCAUCUUGCAUCCACCAGGGAUAUGAUUCACCGAGGGAGAUCUUUUUGUAGUGUAAUUUCUAUCUCUCAUUGUUCUCUGUUUGUCUUCUUUUAGAUGUGAAGUUUAUUUGUAUCCAGUUGUAGCAGAAAGCUCUACUACUAGCUUCGCUACUCAGUUCAAGAUUACAGCAGGAAGGAAGGAAAGAGAUGAGCAAAAGCUGUGCGUCAGA
This is a messenger RNA of Elaeis guineensis (African oil palm), 783 nucleotides long. RefSeq lists its product as uncharacterized. Gene Ontology annotation, biological process: regulation of DNA-templated transcription. Lineage: Eukaryota; Viridiplantae; Streptophyta; Magnoliopsida; Arecales; Arecaceae. Gene Ontology annotation, molecular function: DNA-binding transcription factor activity. The record is from RefSeq and is a predicted model, not a curated record.